Molecule: messenger RNA, 529 nt
Organism: Laetiporus sulphureus 93-53
Lineage: Eukaryota; Fungi; Basidiomycota; Agaricomycetes; Polyporales; Laetiporaceae
Exons: 4
Coding region: 262-432 (56 amino acids)
Source: RefSeq, a predicted model, not a curated record
GCGGAUGGCAAGCUCGCACGGCGAGUCGCAUAAUGUAAAGGGAGGAGUGUGGGCUGCAGAUAUACCAUAUCGUGAAAGUGCGGCUCGAUAGAUCCAGAACCAUGUGCAUGCGCAUGCUCGUCUAGCGGACCGAAUAACAAGCGGCGUCAUUGUCUUAUGAGAAUUCCGGUAACUGUGGGUUCGGCGAUCCUCGGCCAUCAUUACCAUCAUUGCGGCAUACAAGCAACCCGCAAUGUCCUGCGAUGUUCAUAAGAGCUGUCGAUGCAUAAUGCGGGGGGAAUUGAGAAGCAUGUUCCGUACGACCUCAAUCUCGGCGUUAUUGAGCUUUCUCAACACAGGGCCCGGGGGGGCACCCUCCAAACGAGAAACUACCCCCUGCGAACGUACGGGAUCACCACAAAGAAAAACACUUACAUGAACGUGUUGCAGUGACUCACGAAAUCCUAAGCAGACAAGGACUCGGCCCGGUCACGCCUCCUCAAUGAUAGUCUGUCUUAUGCUGGACAGGUCUGAGUUGCGAUUACAACGU